AUGGGAUUUUAUCAGGACAUAUCUACAGGAUAUUCAGAGGAAGUAGCACAACACCUUAAAAAAUGGAGUUCACAGAGGGGCAAGUUGGCGUCGGCUUAUAAUAGACGUAUAUUUUUAUCAGAAUGUAAGAGACAAGUCCUCAACAGCGAUAAGGGUUCCGUAACAGUGAUAAUAGAACGCGAAACUUACAAACAAAAAAUGUAUGAAAUAGUAAAUUCAGAGAGUUUUCGAACACUCCGAAAAGAUCCAACUUUAACAUUGCAAACUAAAAGUAAUAAUUAUAUCAAAAAGUUACAAGACCUAAAUAUUCUGAGUGCAGAAAGGGCAAAAGCUCUGAAAUCCUAUAAUUCAGUUUGUCCUAAAAUCUAUGGCAAUCCCAAAUUGCACAAACGUGAUUGUCCUUUGCGUCCUAUAGUAUCAAGUAUAAACAGUCCAACCAGCAAUAUAUCUAUGUUUAUGACAGAAGUGUUAACCCAAACUUAUGAUAGAGAAAAUGAGUACUUUAUAAAAGAUACAUUCGAAUUUGCUACAUUUGUCAAUAAUUUCAGGUUAGAGGAGGAUUAUGUCCUCAUUUCUUUAGAUGUUGUCAACCUGUUUGGCAACCUAUGUGAGGAAGUUGUAGUAGAUGUCCUUAAUCAGAGAUGGGGUAGUAUUUCUAGAAACUGUGACAUUCCUAAAGAUCUAUUUUUUGAAGUUAUCAGGUUCAUACUUCGGAACAAUUAUUUCUCAUUUGACAAUCAGUAUUAUAUUCAAAUAUUUGGAUGCGCCAUGGGCUCGAAAAUCAGCCCAAUAUUGGCUCAGUAUGUCAUGGAUCAUGCAUUAGAUAUGUGUGUUCCAAAGUUGAGACACAAAAUCGCCUUCAUCAAAAAAUUUGUUGAUGAUCUUAUUGUAGCCUUGCACAAACAAGACGUUGAAAUUAUAUUGGAACAGUUCAAUAGUUACAAUCCGCAUAUACAGUUUACAAUAGAGUUUGAGGACGAAAAUAAUUCUAAAAUAGAGAAAUACAUGAACCCAUCACCUAGCAGCGGAAGGCGAAGUCUAGCAGACUGCUAUUCACACUCAACCCUCCCCAAACCGGCAAUGAGCUAG
This is a messenger RNA of Harmonia axyridis, 1089 nucleotides long. RefSeq lists its product as uncharacterized. Bases 1 to 1089 code for a protein of 362 amino acids. The transcript has 3 exons. Lineage: Eukaryota; Metazoa; Arthropoda; Insecta; Coleoptera; Coccinellidae. The record is from RefSeq and is a predicted model, not a curated record.